GAUAAAGGAGUCGGGCGUCCCGAGGUCUUCCAUCAGAACGACAGGAGAGCCGUCACAGCAGCAGAGACCCGGCUCAGAACAUGAGGCUGUCAUCGGGCUGGACGACGCUGAUUUACCUGCUGCUCCAUGGAGCUGCUACCGUCUGCACAGUUAAAAAGCCGCCCAGUAACCCUGGAAGGUUUGCCAACGCCACCUUGGUGCGGCUGGCUGACUUCCUGAGCGCUGGAUAUAAGAAAGGAGUGAGACCUGUGAAGGACUGGCGGACGUCUACUAUCGUUGCCAUAGACCUCAUGGUUUACUCCAUCCUCAAUGUGGACGAGAAGAACCAGGUUUUGACGACGUAUGUGUGGUACAGGCAGUCGUGGACGGAUGAGUUCCUGGUGUGGAACCCGGAGGACUUUGAUGAAGUCAAGCAAGUCUCCCUGCCUACGGCUAACGUCUGGGUUCCUGACAUUCUCAUCAACGAGUUCGUCGAUGUGGGGAAGUCUCCAGAUAUUCCUUACGUCUACGUUACACAUGAGGGUCUGGUGCAGAACUACAAGCCCAUCCAGGUCGUCACCGCCUGCACACUCAACAUCUACAACUUCCCGUUUGACGUCCAGAAAUGCAGCCUCACCUUCCAGAGCUGGCUCCACACCAUCGACGACAUCAACAUCACCCUGAUGCGAAGCCCCGAGAAGCUCCGGGACGACAAGAGCGUCUUCAUGAACCAGGGAGAGUGGGAGCUGCUGCACAUCCUGUCCAAUUACAAGAUCUUCAGCGUGGACAACGACGAUUACUACGCAGAGAUGAAAUUCCAUGUGGUGAUCCGACGGCGGCCGCUGUUUUACACGGUGAACCUGCUGCUGCCCAGCGUCUUCCUGAUGGUGAUGGACAUCGUUGGUUUCUUUCUGCCUCCAGACAGCGGAGAGAGAGUUUCCUUUAAGAUCACUUUGCUGCUCGGCUACUCGGUCUUCCUCAUCAUCGUGUCCGACACUCUGCCUGCCACGGCCAUCGGAACGCCACUGAUAGGUGUGUACUUCGUGGUCUGCAUGGCUCUCCUGGUGAUCAGCCUAACAGAAACCGUACUGAUUGUUCGUCUGGUCCACAAGCAGGAUCUGCAGCCACCCGUCCCCCACUGGGUGAAGUACCUGGUCCUGGAAAGAGCUCCGGUUCUCUUCUGCAUCCACAAAAAGCACCGCUUCUGUGCGAGGCUGUCGUCUCAGGCUUCAGAGCUGGACCACUCCAAGGAAAACAACUACGGGACGGCCCAGUGCUCCCUCCACCACACCUGUGAGAUAGGCCAGAGGCUCAGCCAGCAAGACAGAGAGGGUGGAAUGCUUGGACUUCGCCUGGCCCCAUCCAGGGACAACACUCCGCCCGUCAUGGACAACAUCCUCCAAGAGGUGACGGCCAUUCGGCAGUUCCUGGAGAAGAGGGACCGGUGUCGGGAAAUCGCCAAGGAGUGGCUCCAGGUUGGCUACGUGCUGGACGUGCUGCUCUUCAGAGUCUACCUAGUGGCCGUGAUCGCCUACAGCAUCACACUGGGCACUCUGUGGUCGGUCUGGCAGGUGGCCUGAGUUUCGCCUCUCCACCCAGUCGGCGUAGGUCAAUCACAAAUAAGUAUAUCAAGUGUAAGUGGCUGAAGCUCAUCGGAUAAAGGAGGCAUUCAUGAAUAGAGAAAUAACUCCUCUAGAUGAGGCCACCAUGUAAAUUCAGAGGACGAGACAGUAAAAUGUCCUCGUAAACAUUAUAAUUUAGGCCUAAUCUAGUAGUUUGAAGGCAUAUGACUCAAAAGUAACAAGAGGGGCUUCAUCAGGAGGAACACAAAGGCUUUCUGAGACGAUCCAAAGGCACAUUGGCAUUCUGUCCCAAACUGUUUUAGGUGCAGUUAAUACGCAUCAUUACAGGGGAUAAAACGGGGACAUUAGAAGUUUUAUCCCAGAUAUCUACUGAGUUGAAGAAACUAGGAAAUGAAAACCAAUAAUCUGAAAAUGAGAAAUGAUAAUAAACUUGGUUACCAAAUGAGAAAAUAUAUAAGAAAAAUCUAUGAAUAUAUAAAUGGACGUUUAUUGCUACACAAUUAAUGACUUAAUAUAUGUAAAUUGCUAACAAAUUGUUUAGGACUGCUUUUUGCAUUUAGCUUUUCCUGUACCUGAAACUUAGGAAAUGUGAAGUGGGACAGUUUUUUGGAGAGCUACACAUUAACGCUGUUGACACAAAGUUUCUUAUCUCUCCACAUGAAACAUAAAACCAAACAAAAAAAACCCUGACAGCUUUAAUGUUACUUGCAGAUUUAAACCAGUUUAAGAUUUAAAAAAAGAGCUCAGCUCAACUUAGUGAUUUUUCAGUAGACAAAUGUAGAUAAAUGAAAUGGUGUAAGCAGACAAAGAAUGCGUGUUAUAUUAAAAUAUUUAAUCUCUUUGUUGCUAAUUACUACAGGCUACAACUGUAGGCAGCAGUUUCUGGUUCUGCCUGUCUCCCAGAGCGGCGGACAGAAAGUUACAAAUACCCAAUAAACUGGCAUUUAUAUAGCAAAAGUUAGCUAGUCUCCGCAUAUUAGCUAAAUUUAGCUAAUGCUAGGAUAUAAGAUUAUGUUAGCUCGCUAGCAUUGGCUAAUCUUGUAAUCUGAGCUAACUCGUAGAAAGCCAAAUCCUGACUUUUACGUUCUCGUCUGAUUUUAAUGUACAUUUUACAUUGACUGAUGCUGGAAAAUACAAGUUGGCUGACACAGUGUGCUACAGCAAGACAGUAACAAUGAUUUUAUUUUAUUUUUUUUCCCAGUGCAACAUUGUGCACAUACAUUUUGGUUGUGUUUUUGUGCCAACGGAAAAAUAAUGCUGUCUGUAAUGACCGAAAGAAAAAACAACAAACGCUGUAAACAUUUCUACUAUGUUGUAAAACAUAUCUUCAAUU
Messenger RNA from Xiphophorus maculatus (southern platyfish), 2895 nucleotides. It is a transcript of the gene htr3a, whose product is annotated as 5-hydroxytryptamine receptor 3A-like. The record is from RefSeq and is a predicted model, not a curated record. Gene Ontology annotation, biological process: nervous system process; regulation of membrane potential; monoatomic ion transmembrane transport. Bases 81 to 1559 code for a protein of 492 amino acids. Gene Ontology annotation, cellular component: synapse; neuron projection; postsynaptic membrane. Gene Ontology annotation, molecular function: extracellular ligand-gated monoatomic ion channel activity; transmembrane signaling receptor activity; neurotransmitter receptor activity. The transcript has 9 exons. NCBI's taxonomy places the organism in Eukaryota, Metazoa, Chordata, Actinopteri, Cyprinodontiformes, Poeciliidae.